Nematocida major is the source of this 3954-nucleotide messenger RNA. RefSeq names its product regulator of nonsense transcripts 1. Bases 1 to 3954 code for a protein of 1317 amino acids. Lineage: Eukaryota; Fungi; Microsporidia. The record is from RefSeq and is a predicted model, not a curated record. The transcript has a single exon. Gene Ontology annotation, molecular function: helicase activity.
AUGCCAGACCAAUGCGAAGAAAUACAGAAGGUAAACCACUCGCAGGAAACUCUUGCAAAGAUCCAAAAGCACAGAAUGGCAGACGACCUUUCUCAGCUGGAAGGCAUGAACGUCCCUGCCGAGAUAGAAUCCAUUCGAAAAGGCCUAAUAAAUGGUUCUAUUGACUCAUUUCUGGAAAUGGCUGAGUACAUGUGGGUGGAGCUGCCUCGGAGUGACUCCGUUCUUCUGCCCGCCCUUCGGGAGUUUAUUCCCAAGAAUAGGUCCAUUCGGCUGGUUCCUCCAACACCGCUUAUUCCUGUUAUAUUUCUGUUUCCAGGCGAGAGCGUGCUUAAAGAGUGGGCAAUUGUGAACAUAUGCGAGCUAUACAGCAGCCCCCGGUACUUGGCAGGGAUGGUGACAGGGGGAAGAUUUUUCUACAAAAUGCACACGGAGAUUCUUGAAAAAAAGUGUGCGUACAGCGAGAAAGACUUCCUCAAGGGGCUUUUUAUAUUUUCGGUGCUGGGCGGGUCUCUGGUGAACAGCCACUACGCGCUUCUGCGGUCUCUGAUCCAAGACCCUCUGCGCAGCGACAUGCUCAUAGAAUUUAAUAUAUACAAGAUUCUCCUGGCCGAGGAGGUGGACAUCCAUGGAAACGUGAAAAUCCCGCUGAGAAACACGCGGGGCAUGCUUGAGGAGGUUUUGGAGAAAAUGCUUAGAAUGCAGCUGGAGCAGUUCCUUGGGAGGAGCAAGCAGGUUUCGUCAAAUGUGGGCAUGCUUCUGCUCUUCACAACGUGGGAGGCGCUUGAAGUUUCAAUCCGCCUAAACAUAUCGAAGGCCCUAAAGCUGCAGGUUAUGCAGGCCGGACUGGCUGCUUCCAACAAGUACAUUGUGAGAAGGCUGUACCAAAGCAUCAUGCAGGUGUACAGAGCCGAGGGGCUCAGCAUGAUUGAGUUGUUUAGGAGCGGGCUGCUGGAGUAUCUGAUUGCGCAGACGGGGUACAUCCCCACAGAGGCUGCGCACUCGGACUACACUUUGCUCAUUCAGGACGUUCUAUACGAGACGUGCAUCCAUACGUUUUUGUACAUGCUAAAGGUGUUUGGGCUUGACGUGCCGCCCUUGUGCAGCGUGAAGAUGGUCCAGGCCCACAAAAGCACAGAUAUCCAGGAGAUGGAGAGGGCGCUUGCGCGCGCAUGCGAGGUGUGGAUAAGCCGAAUGCACAUAUAUCCGGACUCGAUUCUGGGGAAGUCUGCGGAGUGCAUGUUUUUCGGGUUCAGAAACACCCUGAGCCUGCCCAUAGUCGGCGCCACCAACGCGACCGACUUUCUCAUGCCGCGAGUGCGCACCUUCUACACGGUUUUGGAGGAGCGGCUGAGCAAGAUGGACAGGUCUGGGCUGACAGCGCGGGAGCGGGUGAUCAUAGCGUCUCUGUAUGGGAAGAAGCACGCGGAGCGGAGAGAGUCUGUAGACCCUCGGAUUCUGUUCCAAAUAAUUGAGGAGUGUGUGCAGUUUUACAAGUAUGCGAAAGUUGUCCCGUACGGGCUGAACGAGUUCUGCGGAGUUGUGGAAAAGUACAUCAACGGAUACGUGCUGAAGCAAGACACGGCGAUGAAGAAUGCCACGCGGGAGGCGGGGGAGGACGCGUGCCUCGACAGCUCGGAGUACAUGGGAGAAGACUGGGACAUCAUACAGCUGCUGUACAAGCUUGUGGGGCUGCCAAUCACGGACGCAGUUCUCUCGCAAGUCAACCACAUUAUUGUGCACUUGGACAAAAUGUCCGAGGACGCGCAGAAGGCUGUGGACUUCUCAUGGGCUCGGAAGAUCUGCCUAAAAUUGGCGCAAAGAAAGAACCUGAAAAUGACUUUUCUUAAAAACCUGUUUGACAAAUAUCUUUCAAUCUCCAUGGGAAGCAAGACAGAGGUGUCCUCUAUGAUGAAUGUGAUCCAUCAUUUGCAUGCAGAAAAUAACUUGCGAGAAGACGAGGCCAUGAACAGGCUGUUCAAGCGAGCAGAAAAAAUAACACAAAAGAAGGAGCCUUCUCUCGAGGCCAGCACUGUCAAGGAAAUUCUGGCGCCCAUGACACAGGACAUCAUUGCCUGGGCAGCCCCCAAGACCACGUGCAAGGAAACCCGGAUAGGGGAAUCUGACUUUGUGCAGUCUAUCCUCAUCAACGAAGCAUACGAGAAUGCAUCGGGCAUUUGCUUCAAGUACAAAACGCCGCAGGACUACUUCAACGCAUACUACCCGCUGCUAGUCAAAGAAACCUACGCAUCAAUAAUUGCAGCCAGCGAGAAUAUGGAGGGAAGUGAGACAGACUCUGUGCCGGUUGGGUUUGCGGGCCCUAAAAUGAAGUUCAAAGUGGUGAGAAUCCUGGAAAAGUCGCACACCAUGUGCAUGGAAAUGAAGUCCCUGGGCAAAAUUUCGAGUGGCAUCUAUGUCAAUAGCGUGGUGAAAAUUUAUAGAGAAGAAAACACCUUGCAGCCGCCUCUUCUGGGGAUAGUGGUUUCCCACAGCUUCUUGUCAUUGAACAUAACAGACGCUGUCAGCGUGUGCAUUGGCGCAACCGAAGCCCAGAAUAAGUACCACACGGUUUUCCUCCAGCCCUUCACAAACAUAACAACUGGGAUGCGGGAGUUUAAUGCUCUUUCGGCAAUGUGUUUGCAAUUCUGCGAAAUGCAGAAUAUAGUGGCUGUGCAAUGCCAAAAAGCAGAUGAGAAUGUGCACCCCCCAGAAGUAGCCAGCGCCUCUGCGCAGGGCAGCGAAUGGAUGGAAAACGACCUAAACAGCAGCCAAAGGGAGGCAAUUAAUGCAGCGCUGACCAGAAGAAUAACCCUUAUUCAAGGCCCGCCGGGGACCGGAAAAACCAAAACCAUUUCCCACCUUAUUGUACGGCUUCUGAAUAAAGGGCAAAGGAUCUUGGUGUGCGCCCCCAGCAAUGCGGCUAUAGGCAUGCUUGAAUCCAGCAUGAACUGGAAUGAGUUUACGCUCAGCUGGCUUAAGGUUAACGGGCGAACCAAAAGGGCUGAAGCCCCGUGCCAAGACCCCGCCGGAGCCGACAAACUCGAAAGCUUUUCGGCACUGGGCAAAGAUGCCUACGAAAUUGAUGUUAAGCCCGAUGAGGGGAUCAAUGGCCUGGACAGCCGCGAAAAGGCCAGCAUACGGGCAGCAAGGCUGGUUUUUUGCACGCUUUCUAUGGCAGGGUCGUCGACCAUGAAAGGCAACACCUUUGACACUGUGAUCAUUGACGAGGCAUGCCAAAGCACCGAGCUCAGCACGAUUAUACCGCUAUCAACACGGCCGCAAAGCCUGGUGCUGGUGGGAGACCCCAUGCAGCUGCCUCCAACCGUGAUAUCGCGGUCCAAGCCGCUGGCCGUCUCUCUUUUUGAAAGAAUGGCGCACAGCGUAAAGCCAUUCCUGCUGAACACCCAGUACAGAAUGCACUCGGACAUAUCUAGGUUUGUAAGCGAAACAUUCUACGAGGGAAGGCUGCUCGAUGGCGUGACAAGAAGCUCGCAUCUUCCCCUGGCGUUUGUAAAUAUCCCUGGUAUAGAAAAAGUGGUGAAUAAGAGCAUAACAAACCGAAUGGAGUGCGAUGCAGUGGUGAGAAUAUCAGAAGCCGCGAUGGAUGUGUACAAAAACGUCGGCAUCAUCAGCCCGUACAAGGGGCAGGUGGAGCUCCUUGAAAAAAGGCUGUACUUUGGCCAUGUGUCGACCGUGGAUGGAUUCCAAGGGCAGGAGAAGGAGUGCAUUAUAAUAUCCACUGUGCGCACAGCAAAGAUCGGGUUCCUGAACGACUACAGAAGGCUGAAUGUGGCGCUGAGCAGAGCGAAGCUUUCAGUUAUUGUUGUAGGGUGUGCAGAGCUCUUGAGGAAAGACCCCAUGUGGAGAAGCUUCAUUGAGUAUGCAGAGAGGAACAACUGCGUCUAUAAACAAAAGGCUGUGUGCAGCAUAUUAUUAAAGGCAUCAACAAGUAAAUAA